Molecule: messenger RNA, 742 nt
Organism: Alligator mississippiensis (American alligator)
Lineage: Eukaryota; Metazoa; Chordata; Crocodylia; Alligatoridae
Gene: GNG3
Product: G protein subunit gamma 3
Exons: 3
Coding region: 280-507 (75 amino acids)
Biological process (GO): G protein-coupled receptor signaling pathway
Cellular component (GO): heterotrimeric G-protein complex
Molecular function (GO): G-protein beta-subunit binding
Source: RefSeq, a predicted model, not a curated record
GGGUGCCGAGCCCCCGCGCCCCCCCCCCCGCGGGACCCCCGCCCCCCGCGCCCCCCCCCGGCCGGCGGCUCCCGUGGGAGGGCGGUCCCGCGUGGGGGGGGCGGCGCGGGGCCGGGGCGGGGGUUGGCGCGAGCUCGGCAUCCCCCCCCCCCGCGGCCGUGGUGGGCUCCGGGCACGCGUGGGCCGGGCCGGGCGGGGCCGCUUCCCGCAUCCCGCAUCCCGCACCCGGCUCUGCGCAUCCCGGCCCGGCCCUGCCAGCGCCCCCGGCCCAGGACCCCCAUGAAGGGUGAGACCCCUGUCAACAGCACCAUGAGCAUUGGGCAGGCCCGCAAGAUGGUGGAGCAGCUCAAGAUCGAGGCCAGCAUGUGCCGGAUAAAGGUGUCAAAGGCCGCAGCCGACCUGAUGACCUACUGCGACGCCCACGCCUGCGAGGACCCGCUCAUCACACCGGUGCCCACCUCCGAGAACCCCUUCCGCGAGAAGAAGUUCUUCUGCGCCCUCCUCUGAGCCCCGCAGACCCCCGCCUCCCUCCCCACACACAGGCAGAGCCCCCCGGACCCCCUCCUAAGCACAAGCACCCCUGGGGGGCCCAGUUCCCCCCCCCCCCCCCGUGGUAGCAACGCCAGCCCCCUCUCCUUGGCGGGCGGGCAGAUCACCCCCCACCCCCAUUGAGUGUGAUGGGGGAGCAGGGCCCAUGACCCAUGUAAAGAGCAGUGAUGGGAAUAAAGUCGAGGGGCACUGA